GGUCAUGCUGUUGAUGAAGAUGAAAUGAGUUAAUAAACAGGUGGCAGCCGGUGCCUGUAGAAACGAAGGUGAGGCUGCUGCAUCUAUCAGAAAGGAAUUUUUGUACCAUUUUUCUUCAGACAGAGUCUGUUUGUUGUAGAGCAGGGGUGGGGAACAUCCAGCCCAUGGGCUGUAUAAGGCCCUUGAAAUCAUUUGUUCUGGCCCUGCCAAGGCAACCGCAGGCAGGACUCGAAAUUCAAGAUGUAGGAGCUUUUUUCAUAGCAACAUACGUUUAUAUUAAGUGAAUCAUAAUAAUGAAAAAAUUUUUUUAAUUAAUCCUUACCCGAGGAUAUAUUUUUUCCCAUUGAUUUUUUUGUUGUUUUGUUAGAGAGAGUGGAAGUAGGGGAAUAGAGAGAGAGAGAAACGUUGUGAGAGAGACACAUUGAUAUGUUGCCGCCUGUACACUCCCAACUGGGCCAGGAUCGGGCCUGCAACCCAGGUAGUGUCCUUAACUGGGAAUCAAACCUGGACCCUUCACCUGUGGGCCAGUGCUCUAACCACUGAGCAAUAGGCCAGGGCAAUAAUGUAAAUUUUGAGGGACAAGCAAGGAACGAAGGAACAUCCAUUACAAGAUAGACAAGACACGGAGGAGUACAUGAAAGCUUCUUGUCUGCUGACCUACGCCUGCCUGUCUGUAUUGUGGUGACUCAGAGGACAGUCAGUGACAGGCAGGCUGGGAGUGUACAUGUUGGGACAGUGUUAACACAGAACUAUGGCGAUCAGUCAUGAGAUGAGAUGCUAUGAGAUGAUUCCUCACAAUGUUGAGGAUCUUGCCUCUGAUGAUUGAAGACGAUGUUGUCGACUUUGUUAACACAGACAAUAACUCCAAUCCAACCUUUAUCCACACAUCUACCAUCAACAAUCCUCCCCCAAACAGUCUCAGAUGAAGAUUAAUGAAAUUACAGCAGCACACAGAAAAGACCUCAAGUGUCGAUGACAUGAUGAUACGAACAUUGCAUAUGUUCCAAAUCCAAAAUGCAGGAUUAGAACAGCAGUUAAAGCAAAAUAAUCAACACACAGACAGGAUAGUUAUUAAAACUUAAGUGGUGUGACAUCCUACAAAUGGCGACUACAAAGAAGAGAAAAGUUGAUGCAGAGCGUCCAUCUUUCCAAGAGAAAUGGACAAAUGAUUAUUUUUUUGUUGAAGUCAAAGGCAAACCUGUGUGCCUAGUUUGUGGCGAUAUGUUAGCAGUAAUGGAAAGAGCCAAUCUGGAGCGUCAUUACAGCUCAAAACAUGCUAAACUCAGUGAAUUGGGAGGCCAAAUGCGCCUGGAUAAAAUCAAUGCUCUUCAGCGGAGUUUGGAAUUACAACAAGCUGCUUUCACUAAGCCUCGUUGUGACAGAGACAACGUUAUUCAGACAAGUUAUGUAGUGAGUGAGCUAAUAGCAAAGAAGCUGAGGCCUCAUGUAGAGGGAGAGUUUGUGAAAGAGUGCAUGGUGGCUGCUGCAGAGUUGUUAGCACCAGACAAAGUAAAAUUGUUUCAAAGUGUUAGUUUGUCUCGGAGAACCGUCUCAGAUCGGAUCACUGAUUUAGCACAAGAUAUUGAAAAGACAUUGAAGAAUUCUGCAGGAGAUUUCCAGUUUUUCUCUCUGGCUUGUGACGAGACAACGGACAUAACAAAUACUGCCCAACUGGCUGUUUUCGUUCGUGGGAUAACUGCAGAGUUUGACACGCGUGAGGAACUGCUGUCACUGGAAGCCAUGCAUGGCACUACAAGAGGUGAGGAUUUGUUUGAUAGACUUGUUUUAUCAAUGAAAAAAUUUGAGCUAACUUUUGAAAAGUUAAGUGGCCUUAUUACAGAUGGAGCUCCAGCCAUGGUUGACUCGCAAAAAGGGUUAAUUUCAUUGGUCAAGAAAGAACUGAGUCGUUUUAGUCUUGAUCCAAGUAACUUAAUUAUAUGCCACUGCAUCAUACACCAAGAAAGUCUCUGUGCACAGUCAUUGCGGCUUAACAGUGUAAUGUCAACAGUAGUGUCAUGCAUAAAUUUUGUCAAAAGCAGAGGGUUUAACAGCCUCCAGUUUAAGGAGUUACUGAAUGAUCUUCACUCUGAGUACGGUGAUCUUGUUUAUAACUGUGAAGUGCGGUGGCUGAGCCACAGGAACAUGCUCAUGAGGUUUUAUGAACUGCGGGAUGAAGUCAGGCAGUUCAUGGAGAUGAAGGGAAAACCUGUCAGGGAACUCAUUGACAGCAAGUGGCUGUGUGAUCUAGCAUUCAUGGUGGAUAUUACCAAGUACCUCUCAGAGUUGAAUGUCAAGUUACAGGGCCCCAACCAGCUUCUCAGCACCCUGAUUUCAGAGGUGAUAUCAUUUGAAGCUAAAUUAAGGCUGUGGAAAGUGCAACUGGAAAGGAAUAACACAAUGCAUUUCCCCACUCUGGAAGGACAGAAGCCUUCUACAACACUUGAAUAUGCUAGUGAAUGUGAAAAACUAAUUGAGGCAUUUAAUGAAAGAUUCAAGGACGUGAAAAGUAAACAAAUGGAAUUGAACAUCUUUGCUACACCAUUCAGUGUAGAACCAGCUGAUGUGCCUGAUAACCUACAACACGAAAUCAUUCAGCUGCAAAGCAAUGAUGAGCUGAAAGCUAGGUACAACAAUGUCCCACUGCUUGAGUUCUAUAAAUGUUACCUAAGUAGCGAUGAAUUUCCCACUUUGAGGAGACAUGCAUUGAAAUAUGCAUCUGUGUUUGGAACCACUUACUGCUGCGAGCAGUUCUUUUCAAAACUUACCAUAACAAAGAGUCGACUGCGCUCCAGACUGAUCUACACAAACCUGGAAAAGCAGUUGCGAGUAGCAACUUCAUCAAUACCAGCUAACAUCACACGCCUCACCCAAGAGAAGCAGUUUCAGCCGUCACAUUAGGGAUUGAGGUGGUGCCAUGCAGCAAGAAGCAGUGAGAUGCAGAGUUCGAGCCAGAAGGCCUGACAUGGCACUUUAUGUACCUAAAGCUCGAAGGGAUGUAGUACUCCUCAAGACAAGGGAUGAGGAAAAAAGCUGUGGUUCACCUAAUUCUGUGGUGGAAGAAGAACAAAAAAAUUGUCUCUCCCAAAAGGAGAUCUUUAGAGAAAAAUCUAAGACUCAAAGACUAAGUAUUUAUCCUGACAAAAAGGAGCACAAUCGUAGGGAAGGAAAGAAAUCUUCAACAAAAUUAAGAAAAGACAUGUGCCUUCAAGAAAACAAUGAGGUUAGGGUUUGUACUAAGAGAGGAGCCACAGAAUCCAAAGAAAUACUAUCCCAAGGACAUCAGCAAGGAGUCCUAAAUUCUGGGACUGUUCCUAGUAUACCUUUACAAAGACAUUUUAAACCAAAGAAGGCAGAGUGUUUGGAGGUUGAAACCACAGAUGUGACAGGACACGAGAAGUUGCCUCUAUCUCUGUCUUGUUCAGAAAUCUGUGAGGCUCCAAUUUUAAACAGACCAUUCCAAAAUGUGGAAUUCUGUGAUUUCAGUAGGCUCGAACUAAGUCGGGAAACAUUUGAAAACAGAGAUUUAGAAAGCAGAAUUGAAACAAAUGCCAACGUUGUAGAGAUAUCUGGAGUUUUAAGACCUGAGAGUAUGAUUGGACCAGUAAAAUUAAGCUCUGAUUCUGGAAUUGUGCAACAAGGCAUGCAAACAUCAGGUGGAAUGUUGAAGCUCAGCAGUGGAGGCAUCACCACUAUUCCUGUUCCUGGAAGUCCAGAUGGUGUCACUGAUCAACCUUGUGUAGACUUUGAAGCUGAGAAUGUUGGUGACAUAGCCAAUAGUAUAGAUUUCAUCUUGGGUCAGAAAGGUAUAGAUUCCAUUCCUGAGACAACGGGUCACAUCUCUCAUAAAAUGACUUCAGCCAACACAUUAGAGAGCACAGAUGGCAUUUUUGAGCCAACGAUGAUUAGAGAGUGUGAGGAGAAUGACAACACUGCUGAUGAGUUAUGCAUAAAGUAUGAGCCUUCUGACACAGCUGCUCUUGCUCAUGAAACAGAUAUAGGUAAUGGGUUUAAGAGUGUAGGUGACAUUACAAAUAAGGCAUGUAUGAUGGACAUUACAGAUCCCAUGUCUGAUCAAAUAACUGUAGAUAGCCCUUGUGUCGUUGCAGUUAGAAUAGCUGGUGAAGCCUAUAGCAAUACAAGUAGUUUCUCAGAAUAUUUAGAAAUGAGUACAGACAUAACCCCUUUUCAUGUAGCUAGAGGUGGGAGUGACACUGAAAAUUUCAGCAACCUCACUGCUUGCUCAGAUAGUUAUGCUGAGAGUAUUUCAUGUAGUUUCACAGAGUCACUAGGAAAGUUGACAGAGAGCUCGUCAGAUUGUGCUUCAUCCUUGCCUAUAAAAAAGAUCGCUGGUAGUAAUUGUAACGUCUCUUUGGACUCUGAACUCAGUAUGUUAAAUGGGACAAAAGUACUUUCAGAUAGUGCCUUGGACAAUGAUCUAGAUUGUACUAGUGAUAUAACGGAGGCAUUGCAUGUACUGAAAACUGAAGAGUUCAAAACAAAAGAGGAAGAUGACUCAGAGAAUACAGAAUUUGGUAUGUCCUUUCCUGGUAUAGAAUCAGUUUCUAUAGAGACAUCUAUGGAACCGAAAACGACUGAAACUUCUCACAUGGAGGAAAGUUCAGCUACUGAGGAGAGCUGGGAGUCCAUGUUUAAUGAUGAUGGUGACUGCCUGGAUCCACGUCUUUUACGAGAGUUAUCAGGGAAUAUGAAGAAUACAAAAAGCAUCCAGGAACCUAGAUUUGAUUAUUAUAACAGUGAAGUUCCUGAUAUUGACCUCAGUGAUUGUGAAUUCCCACAUGUCAUUGAAAUUUAUGACUUCCCUCAAGAAUUUCGUACUGAAGACCUCCUACGGGUUUUCUGCAGUUAUCAGAAGAAAGGAUUUGAUAUUAAAUGGGUGGAUGACACACAUGCCCUAGGAGUAUUCUCCAGUCCAAUUACAGCUCGUGAUGCUCUGGGUAGUAAACACACCAUGGUGAAGAUCCGGCCCUUGUCACAGGCCACAAGAGCAGCCAAGGCCAAAGCUAGAGCUUAUGCUGAGUUCCUCCAGCCAGCAAAGGAGCGUCCUGAGACUUCUGCAGCCCUAGCUAGAAGGCUAGUCAUCAAUGCCCUUGGGGUUCGAAGUAAGCAGAGCAAAACUGAACGGGAAGCAGAGCUCAAGAAACUGCAAGAAGCCCGAGUACAAGAGUUCUCAGAAAAUAUUUCAACUGAUUCACAAGCAGUAUUUUUCUUUACCUGUAAGUUUUAAGUUGAGGUUAAAAUCUCUCUUCCCAUUGUAGGCUAUUGACUUGUCUGUAAAGGUUUGGGAUUCUGGCUUUGUACUUAAGUACUUUUUAUCAACCUUCAGGCUUUAGACAUUCUUAUUGCCUUAGCCCAUGAUCUGUGGAAUCUGUGAAGGCAAUUUAUUCUGAAAAUACCACUUACUGAAAGUAACUUCAUUUUUUCAUUAAACGAAUUGAAGUUUCAAACUCUUUGUUUAUUGCCAGUCUAACAAGGCCAUUAAUACUUCCUGUCCACUCGCGUUGGUGAUAGCAGGGAGCUUACAGACUCUCGGCUGCACUGGCCAGAUAACCAGUGACAGAGUGUGUCAUGGCAGGUGCUAGAGUUUCAGAGUAUAACCCAACUAAUUUUUGAAACUUUAAUGAUUAUAAUGAGGCAGUUUUUAUUUUCCCAAUGCAUGGUUUACUCAAAGGCCUCAUAGAAAAUAGAAAUAGGGUAGGAUUCAUCUGCUUUUUAUAGAUGGCAAUAACAUAAUUAGGCUAAAGGAGAAUGUGCCAUGUCCUUAACCCUUUAUUAAUUGGUUAUCUUUGAAGAAAGUGAUUUCUCUAUGAUAACCACAAUUAUCAGAAGAUCAAUAGAGGGUAAUAACAGUAAUAUCUAUAGAAAGAGAUAUGACUUAUUUUUUUUUCAGUAUAUCAUGCUUUUCUGUGUAUCUGUACCGAUACUGCAGCAGCAGUUAUCCAUGGAUGUCAUUUGAGUAUUCCCUCUACUCUCUAGGCACAUCAGCAUGCAGCUCCACUUGAAGUAUUUGUUUUAAGUACUCAGCUAUACAAAGGACAUUUCAGUGAUGUAAUUAAAAAUGAGACUGUUGGUUAAGUGGGACCCUGUUACUUUUUAAAUGAAGACCUUUAGGUGUGAAUAGAGACCCACUGUGAUAAGUUCCUAUUAUCUGUUGGUGCUGAGGCUGUACAAAUUAUAGAGGACUCUUCCUUUAUUAUGCUUCAGAGUUUUCACAUUCUUCAUAUCUGAGAAAAUACAUAUGGAAAAAUCCUGAUUUACCUCUUUCUGGCUUCUUUAUAUACCUGGUAUUGAGCAGAUUCUGUUACCUGUCUACAUGUACCCAAGGCUUCUCACUUAGCAAAUUAUUCUCUGUGGAAAUUAAAAGUACUAUUUAGGUGUUAAGAACAGAUAUUUUUGUUCCAGACUUACUUCCACCAGGGGAGGAGGAAUCAGUAUAGCAUAGUGGAUAAUAUAGACUCUGGCAUCAGAUGACCUGGGUCUACAUCUUAGCUCUCUGUUUAUUGGCUGUGUGAUCUUGGGCAAAUUAGUUACUCUCUGUUUCCUCAUCCAUAAAAUGGAAAUCAAGUGAGAAAAACAUGAAAGAUACUUAGUCAUCUUAAAAAAUCAUAGGAAUACUCUCCUUUCUGUUUCUGUAGGUCUGUAACUAGUAUGUGACAAAUGUUAGCUGCUCCUGUUUUUAUUAAUACUAGUAAAUAUUAUAUGGUGAGUCCAGUGCAGAUUCCAGGGCAUAUUUUUUGUCAUUAUUCUUUUUAUUUUAAAUUUUAUAUAAUACUCAACCAAUUACAUUUGCCAGUUAUUGAACACCUGCCCUGUGCAGAGCAUUAUGAUCCAUAUUUAGGAGAAUUAGAGAGUUGAUAAGAUUUUGUUUCUCUCCUUAAGACUGACAAUCUAGUGAAGAUACCUGCUUUGAGUAAGGAAGAAAAUAUGAGCCUGGUAUUCUAAGCAGUUGUUUCUCCUCUCACUUUAGUUUUGAAGAUUUUAAAAUGAAAAGCCAUGGCAAGGUUUUAGUUGAUUAAAAGGAUUGGAAGGAAACUUCAGGUAAUGUAACAUUAAAAUAACUGUGAUGGAUGGCUUUAUUUCCAGUUUAGAGAUGGCCCAGAGAAGUAACUGGCCUAAGAUUACCCAGCUGGUAAAUUGAGAGGAGACAUUUUAGCCUAGCCCUCUCUAAUUAAAAUAUAUGCUCCUUCUGUAAUACUUGUAAUCCCUCUUAAAGGAUUUUGGGGCAAUUAAAAAUUUUUUUACCAGAAAAAAAAGUACUUAGAAAAUUUUAAGGUCUUCAGAAAAUAAAAUAUGACAGGCUUCUUUUUAGUUAUCUGUUGCAGUGGUUAGCAGUUUUCACUGUCAGAAAAUUUUUCCUUUGGUCUAACUUAAAUCUGUAUGAUAGUUUAAUCCAGAUUCCUCUUCUUUCUUCCUCAGUAGAAAUAGAGAAUGUCUGGAUACCAUUCUAUUCUAACAACCUUUAACUAGAAUGAUUAAGAGCAGAUCAUUUAGGAAUGUGGUUUAAUAGAGUUUUUGCCAUUAACUAAUUGUGUGGCCAUGGGCAUGUCUGUGUACCCCAGUUUCCAACAAAGCGACUUACCUAACCAUGAAGAAUUUUUUGAGUACAACAUAAGUUGACAUGUGUAAAAAUGUUCAGAAAGUGCUUUACAAAUUCAGGAUACUAUUAUUUAUGUGAUUCCUGGGGAAUUAUUCAUUAUAAUAAUACUAGAGGCCUAGUGCAUGAAUUUGUGCACCGGUAGGGUCCCUAGAGGCUGCUGUCCGGGAACUCCUUUCCUUCCCCCGGCUAGCCCCG
Molecule: messenger RNA, 7810 nt
Organism: Myotis myotis
Lineage: Eukaryota; Metazoa; Chordata; Mammalia; Chiroptera; Vespertilionidae
Gene: R3HCC1L
Product: R3H domain and coiled-coil containing 1 like
Exons: 8
Coding region: 2915-5245 (776 amino acids)
Source: RefSeq, a predicted model, not a curated record